AAAGACAAUGCGGAAGAUAAUAAACCUUGUACAGUCGUGUAAGGGACUGCGCCGGCGCGCGCGCGCGCCUGUAAACCGAGUUGAAGCGCGAGCCGCGCCACCAGCAGAGAGGGGUUCCCCUCACAGAGCAGAGAGGCUGACAGAGAAUGUUUGAAAGCUCGGGCAACAACGAGGAAGUGCCACAGAGGACCGAGUGAACAGACUCAACGUGCGUCUGAACUUUCUGAAAGUGAAAUGACCGGAUUUAGAGGCUGAAGUGGAAGAAGCUUUGCGCUCUUUCUCGUCGUGCGCCCUCGCGACGGAUUAAGGUCUCCAAUGCCAAAAGAGUGCAGGAGAAAGACCUCCAAGGACUUCGGGCUCCCUGGGAUAAACGAGGGAUCUCGCUUAGAGCGAAGAUCAGCCGGGAAGUCAUCCCAGAUUUGCGAUGAGCUCCUUCAGAAAGCCGCUCAAAUCGCCCCGUCGUCUGCAACCGCAGCGCCGACUGUGAUGGAUGCGCGCCGGGUACCGCAGGUUACCAUCACCCCGGAGGGAGGCGGCUGCUCCCGGGAGAUGCGACAGGAGGACUGGGAUGAUGCGGUGGACGGUACCCUGCGCAGGAAACUGUCCAAUUCCUCCAUCUCCUCCACGGGGUCCUCUGCUGUGGAGUCCGAAGAUGACUUACUCAGUGACAACGAGAGCAGAAGCAAAGGCAUCAUAACUUUGGAGCAUCUGGUGGACACUGGAGAGAGCAAGCCGUGGUGGAAGUUAAAGACGAUUGUUCAGUGGCCCUUCAGGGCUACCCAGAGGAGAAAACUAAACUGGGUUCAACUCGCUGGGCAUAAAGGUAACUUCAAAGCGGCAGAUGAGGGCACCAUUCUGAAGAAGUUCUCAGAAAACGAGAUGCAGUGUUUUGAGAAGCUGAGGGACGACGCGCUGCUCCCAUUUGUUCCCGGUUACCAUGGCGUUGUGGAAAAAGACGGAGAAUCUUUCCUCCAUAUGACUGACCUGCUGGCGAACUUUGACCUUCCCAAUGUCAUGGACUGCAAGAUGGGAGUGAGGACGUACUUGGAGGAGGAGCUCGUUCGAGCGCGAGAGCGGCCCAAGCCGAGGGAGGACCUGUACAGGAAAAUGGUGGAGGUGGACAGCGAAGGGCCCACCCCCCAGGAGCACACCCAACGAGGCGUCACCAAGCCUCGCUACAUGCAGUGGAGGGAGACCAUGAGCUCCACCAACACCCUGGGCUUCAGGAUAGAAGGGAUCAAGAAAUGUGACGGUACAUGUCGAACUGACUUCAAGAAAACAAGAUCGAAGCAGGAUGUCAUCCAGGUGUUCAACGACUUUGUUGGAGGGAACUUCAACCUUAUAACAUCUUACCUGAGCAGACUGACGGAGAUCCGGCAGGCCCUGAAGACGUCAGAGUUCUUCAAGCGACACGAGGUCAUUGGAAGCUCUCUCCUCUUUAUCCAUGACCACACAGGCAAUGCACAGGUCUGGAUUAUUGACUUUGGCAAGACCACAGCGUUACCGGAGGGCCAGAUGUUAAACCACGACAUUCCCUGGCAGGAGGGCAACCGGGAGGACGGUUAUCUGUGGGGGCUGGAAAACCUCAUCCACACAUUGGAGUCUGUAAGCAACAACGGGACCAGCGAACAAAGCUGUUGUUCAUUUGCCAUACAAAAUAGCCAGGCUCUAGAAGCAGGUGGCCAGUGACCUUUGACUUAUUAAUAUAAAAGGAAAUCAAACUAUUUUACCCACAGAGAGGCCCUUAGGGAGGUUUCACAUAUGUUGAUAUGCUUUGGGAGCUCUAUGAGCAAUGUUAAAAAGAGUACAUUUACCGUUUCAAGCAACAAGUGACCAUAUUUGGCACUGAACCGUUUGAUACUUACACUGACAGCGAAGACAGGAUGGACACUGAAACAGAGAGGAGCAGAGAAUUUGUCACUAGUCUGAGUAAAAGAACUGACACUAAUUCAACUUCCUUCAAAAUGAGCAGAAGUGAAAGUGUGGGCUUUCUGCAUUUCAGUUUUAGGGAGGGGAUGUUGCAUGUGAAGGAAAUGCUCAUAGAAUCCUAAUUAAAUCAAGGAGAGUCAAGUCACAAACUCAGUCUCACUUCAUACCACCAACUGUAACCAUCAGCCAUGAUGUUACAAACCUGAGUGUAAUAUUAAAGCACAAUUUCUUUUCAGUAUGAAACUCUGACUGGGUCACAGACCUUAUAGUCAUAUGACUACAACAUUAUAACACAUUCUCAGUAUAGUACUGCAUAAUUAUUAGACUGUAUUAUCAGUGUCACUGUUUUGAUAAACCGUCAUGUAUUGUGUAACAAUUUAUAUUUUUUUCAUUGAUUAUAUCACUGUAAUCAAACUUGUAAAUAUUUAAAUUUCUUGUGCUGUUGCACAACAACAAAGCA
Seriola aureovittata is the source of this 2389-nucleotide messenger RNA. RefSeq names its product inositol-trisphosphate 3-kinase A (gene itpka). Gene Ontology annotation, cellular component: nucleus; cytoplasm. The record is from RefSeq and is a predicted model, not a curated record. The coding region runs from base 316 to 1689 and encodes 457 amino acids. Gene Ontology annotation, biological process: inositol phosphate biosynthetic process. NCBI's taxonomy places the organism in Eukaryota, Metazoa, Chordata, Actinopteri, Carangiformes, Carangidae. The transcript is spliced from 7 exons. Gene Ontology annotation, molecular function: inositol-1,4,5-trisphosphate 3-kinase activity; inositol tetrakisphosphate kinase activity.